AUGGAGAGUCUGAGUGAACUGCAGAACCCUCUGCUGCCUCGGACCCCCACCCCCCUCCAUGGCCCCUACCCCUACCCCGAGGCUUCACCCAGCUGGUCAUGCCAGGAGAAGCUCUACUCCUACCUCCUGGGUGGUGCUGGCUCUGCUCGCACCCACCAGCUCCUGGAUCCGGGAUCCCUACAGCUGGCCGUGGAGGCCUGGUACAGGCCCAGCUGCCUCCUGGGGAGGGACAAGGUCAAGGAACCCAGAGCCAGCAGCUGUGAGACCAGCUUCACAGAGAACAGGGAGCUCCAGGCUGGGCCCACAGAGCGCUCCACAGAACCUGGCCAAGUAGAAGAGGAUAUCACCAUCCAGACUGUGUCCUACGGGGUUCAAGAGGAACUGCAGGGCCAGGAGAAUGACCAGGAGGAGGAGGAGGAGAGUGAUAUGACCUCGACAGACAGUGAAAGUGAAGACAACUUCGUGGCGUUGCCCCCCAGGGACCACCUGGGCCUUACUAUCUUCUCCAUGCUCUGCUGCUUCUGGCCCCUGGGCAUUGCUGCCUUCUACUUUUCCCAGGGGACCAGCAAGGCCAUCUCCAAGGGAGACUUCCGCCUGGCCAGCACCACCUCCCGCAGGGCCCUCUUCCUGGCCACACUCUCCAUCGCUGUGGGCGCCGGUCUCUAUGUGGCUGUGGUAGUGGCUCUGGCAGCUUACAUGUCCCAGAAUGGCCAUGGCUAG
Molecule: messenger RNA, 720 nt
Organism: Nyctereutes procyonoides (raccoon dog)
Lineage: Eukaryota; Metazoa; Chordata; Mammalia; Carnivora; Canidae
Gene: SYNDIG1L
Product: synapse differentiation inducing 1 like
Exons: 3
Coding region: 1-720 (239 amino acids)
Cellular component (GO): membrane; intracellular membrane-bounded organelle
Source: RefSeq, a predicted model, not a curated record